Messenger RNA from Durusdinium trenchii, 1449 nucleotides. Lineage: Eukaryota; Dinophyceae; Suessiales; Symbiodiniaceae. The record is from the annotation of a GenBank genome assembly.
GGGGUCCCCAACAAAAUCACCGACAGGUCUUGGUGCUUGAAGCUCUGCUCACGGUCAGAAGAUGACGGGACCUCGCUGGCCGUUUUGGGCCAUCCGCUGCCGUUUUGGGCAAUUUUUCAAGAUGACGCGCGUGUUUGGCCGGUCUUUUGUGAGGUAUCUUUCGUGUGUGAGUGUUCUUGUUGGCAUGUGGUGCUACCUAGCAGUGUUCAACAUCAAGCCAGCUCGCUGCAAAGGCAACCCACACAAAAUGACACACAUUGAAAUAACCAUUCGUGGCUUUGGUUGUCUCUUCUUGGUUUGCACCUGGUGCCACAUCCAUCAGCGUUGGUUCUUGUGUCAGCGACACCUCCAUUUCAUCCAUCCGAUGAAGUCCUCGUUUCCAACGUUGGAGAAGAAGGUACCCGAGAGCAAGAAGUGCCCGAGACCGGAGCAUCGCUCGCUGGGUCGAGAUCGAGCUCUCCAAAGAGUCAGUCCGAGUCCAUCCUGGUGGUCCAUGUCAUGCAGAGCGUAUGCACACAUUGGCUCCUCCAUCGACACUGGAGCCUCCGCGAAGAAGGAGAAGCUGCAUUCGGCCAACGUCACGGCCAAGCGGAAGGAUGAGAUCUUCAAGCGGAUCCGCCCGAGCACCUUGGUGCGACUGCUCCAGGAGCGCGAGGUGUCCGAGUCCGUCUAUGCCAUGGGCCCCGGCACGGUGGAGCGCGGCGACGGCUGCAGCUCGGUGAUCGCUUCCAAGGGCCCGCUCCCGGUGCCGCCCAGCGUGGCCUCGGUGACCUCCGUCGCGGGGUCGGUGGUGAGCAUCGUGGAAACCGACGCCACGGUCUCCGAGGAGCGAGACCUGGUGCUCUUGGAUCUGCGAGAGCCUGACGAGUUUGAGCAGUGCCACUUGCCGCUGGCCGUGUCCUACCCAGCCCCAAAGAUCAAUCGAGACCAGUUUAUCCCUGAGCUGCUGCGCUGCAAGAGGGAGCCCUCGAAGCUGCUGGUGGUCUACGGGUCCAACGAGGCGGUGACCAUCGGCGUGGCACGGCUCUUGGUGGAAAAGGGCUGGGAGAAUGUGCACGCGCUGACCGGCGGUUUUGAGGAGAUGCUUCAAAGCUACCCGGAGGUCAUUGAGGGCACCAUGCCCGCCGGACCUCGUCCGGGCAGUGGACGCUCGGGACACGGCGUGCUCAGACGCUGAGGACCCCCCUUCGGGCGGCCGAAGCGCCGCGUGUCUCGCCGUUUCACCGGAAUUGGGUGCGACGACGCCAGCUCCAUCGGCGGCUGGCGAUGCCAAGAGCGUGCGUGGCGCAGGUGUAACCGGAAUGUGAGGUUCAGGUGUUGUUCAGGUGGGCUCUCUCUAUGUACGGCGCCGGCCGUACUGGGAAAGGCCGUGUGGAACCUAGAAAGGUUGCAGCCCUUGGGCGCCUUGCUUCUUGCCUAGCCGCCCGGGGCUGGCCAUGCAGGUAGGGC